Gossypium raimondii (Peruvian cotton) is the source of this 758-nucleotide messenger RNA. RefSeq names its product 60S ribosomal protein L21-1. The transcript has 2 exons. Lineage: Eukaryota; Viridiplantae; Streptophyta; Magnoliopsida; Malvales; Malvaceae. Gene Ontology annotation, molecular function: structural constituent of ribosome. Gene Ontology annotation, biological process: translation. The record is from RefSeq and is a predicted model, not a curated record. Gene Ontology annotation, cellular component: cytosolic large ribosomal subunit; ribosome. Bases 83 to 577 code for a protein of 164 amino acids.
UUUUAAUCGUCCCUACAGCUCAACGCCUCUCUCUCUAUCUUCUACAAGCCGGCGAGGGAAGGAAAACCUGAGAGGGUGAAAAAUGCCAGCUGGUCACGGUCUCCGAUCUCGGACUAGGGAUCUGUUUUCCAGACCCUUCAGAAAGAAGGGUUACAUCCCAUUGUCCACUUACCUCAGGACCUACAAGAUCGGUGACUAUGUUGACGUCAAGGUAAAUGGCGCCGUUCACAAGGGUAUGCCCCACAAGUUCUACCAUGGCCGCACUGGUCGUGUCUGGAACGUCACCAAGCGCGCCAUCGGCGUUGAGGUCAACAAGCAGGUUGGUAACCGGAUUAUAAGGAAGAGGAUUCAUGUCAGAGUGGAGCAUGUUCAACCUUCAAGGUGCACUGAGGAAUUCAAGCUGAGGAAGCUGAAAAAUGAUCAGCUUAAGGCAGAGGCCAAGGCAAGGGGUGAGGUGAUUAGCACAAAGAGGCAGCCUGAGGGCCCAAAACCCGGUUUCAUGGUAGAGGGUGCGAUGUUGGAAACUGUUACUCCCAUUCCAUACGAUGUUGUUAAUGAUCUCAAGGGUGGCUACUAGAUCUACUCUGUUUUUUUUGUCUUGCCGUUUUUGGUUUACCCUUUGCAUAACUUAAGUAAGCCUUGAUAGUUAUUUUGGAUGUGUUGUUUUCGAUUUGUAGUUUAUUUGAAGAGUUACUGCUUUUGAAAAGAUUUUAAUCUUAUCAAUCAUUUUAACUUAGAGAUAAAAGGAAUUCCUUCAA